GAACAAAUAACUGUUACGAGUGUACCAGAACAGCAACAACCAGAAAUAGAAGAGAAAGAGAUACCGAAAAAAGAAUUACCCGUACAUGAAGUCGAAGAAACAAGUACUGUAACAUUAACUUUUGAGAAACCACAAAGUACAAAACCUGAAGACGUUGUUCUACUUAAAGGUGGAGAAGAAUUAAAACCUUCAGAUCACGUAAAGGUUACUCCGACUUCACCAACUACAACAGAAGUUCAAAUUGUUAAAGUUAAACCUGAAGAUGAAGGUGAUUAUACAGUUGAAGUCGAAGGUGUUGAACAACCGCUUGUUCGACUUAAAGUUCAUCGCAAACCAGUUAUUCGACAAGAAAUACAAUUGCCAAAAGUUAAAUUCAAUGAAAAAGAAACACUUACUAUUGUUUGUCAAUUUGAUGCUACACCUGAAGAACCUUUCAGCUUUCUUCAUAAUGAACAACCAAUUGUACCAGAUUCUCGUGUGACAACCACUGUUGAAGACAAUAAAUAUACAAUUGUCGUAAACGAUCUUCGUCCAGAAGAAGAUGAAGGUGUUUAUACACUUAAAUCAGAUCAUUUGAUUCUUGAUACACCAUCAAUCACUGUCGUUCCUGUAGAAAAGAAACCCAAAACAGAAACAACUACUGUAGAAGAAGAAAAAGUUACAGUUGUACCACAAGAGGAACAACCACAAACCGUUGUCCAUGAAGUGAAAGAAGUGACACACAUACCAGAAGAGAAAAAGCCUGAAGAAGGUGUCGAAGUUCCGACUCAAGAAGUUCAAGAAGGUACUACUGUUACUUUAACUGUAGAAAUACCUGAAGGUACAACACAUAAAAUAAUAAUCUUACUGAAAGACAAACAACCACUGAAACCUUCAGAACGUAUCAAAAUCAUACACACAUCAUCAACAACUAUCGAGAUUCAAAUUAUAAAGGCUAAACCCCAAGACGAAGGAAUAUAUAGUGUUCUCAUUGAUAAAAAAGAACAACCAAUAGUACGACUGAAAGUUA
Rotaria sp. Silwood1 is the source of this 1009-nucleotide messenger RNA. NCBI's taxonomy places the organism in Eukaryota, Metazoa, Rotifera, Eurotatoria, Philodinida, Philodinidae. The record is from the annotation of a GenBank genome assembly.